AUGGGCCCAGAGGAGGAUGACGACCUCCAUAAUCCAACCGUGAGGCAGAGUUACAAGACUGGCUUCUUCCGAUCGCUCCUCACUGUCCGCGGUUUCACCAACGUCGGAUGUCUGCUUAUUAUUACGCUUAUCCUCGUUGUCCUGUUCAUGGGUUAUCCUAUCAUCACCGAGUUUACUGAGCGCCAUCAGACGACCAAUGGCGCGUUCGGUCUCGGAGGCACCAAUGCAAGCGGCCAGGUCCCUUUGGUCCGCCAGCCUAUCGACCCAGACACCCCACCUGAGGCGUACCAGAAGGUUUCGCUGGAGACCGGGGAGACAUGGGACUUGAUCUUCAGCGAUGAGUUCAACCACCCAGGACGCUCAUUCUACCCCGGAGACGACCCCUACUGGGAGGCCGAAGAUCUCCACUACUGGCCCACCAACAACUUGGAGUGGUACGAUCCUAAGAGACUCACGACCCGUGACGGUAGUCUCGUGAUCACUCUGACCAAUGAGCAGUACAAUAGACGCAACUACACCGGUGGAAUGAUGAACACUUGGAACAAAUUCUGCUUCACAGGCGGAUAUAUCGAGGCCGCUGUAUCGUUACCGGGCAAGUCGAAUGUGCAGGGCCUGUGGCCCGCCGUCUGGACCAUGGGCAAUCUCGGCCGCGCCGGCUAUGGUGGGACGACGGACGGCAUGUGGCCCUACAGCUACGAUAGCUGCGAUGUGGGUACGCUCAAGAACCAGUCCCUCAACGGUGUGCCGGAAGUGGCCCAAACACAGGGAGACCCCAGCUACAACAUGACUCUGUCGUACCUUUCUGGCCAGCGCCUCUCAGCUUGCACUUGCCCAGGCGAUAAGAGCCACCCGGGACCUAUCCGUCCGGAUGGGACGUACGUUGGGCGUGCUGCCCCAGAGAUCGACAUGAUUGAGGCCGCAGUCAGUGACUCGAAGGUUGGCGAGGUGUCGCUGUCUGGACAGUGGGCGCCGUUCAACCCGUGGUACGGUUGGAUCAAUCAGACCGAUCUCGUCACGGUCUACAACGUAUCAAACUCGCACUUUAACCAGUACCGUGGCAGUAUCUGGCAGCAGGCCACUUCGCUGCUGGCCAAGACGGACCAGGCAUGCUACACGCACGAGCAAGGGUGCUUCCAGGUAUUCGGUGUCGAAUGGCAGCCCAGCAAGGACAACGACAACGAUGGGUACAUCUCAUGGCUCAGCGACGGCAAGAAGGCGUGGACGCUGCGCGAAGGCGCGAUGGGCCCGAACUCUGAUGCGGGCAUUGGCCAGCGCAUUGUGUCGCGCGAGCCCAUGUACAUGAUCGUUAACCUCGGCAUCUCGCCCAACUUCGGCUACAUCGAUUUUGAAGGUCUUGACGAGCUCUGGCCCGUCGAGAUGCACGUCGAUUACAUCCGCGUGUACCAGGACCCCAAGAAGCGCAACAUCGGCUGCGACCCUCCCGACUAUCCGACAGCCGACUUCAUCGACAAGCAUCGCGUCGCAUUUACGAACCCCAACAUCACGACGUUUGAGCAGCUACAGGAUGCCAUGCCCGGUCUCGAGUGGCCCAAGAACCGGUUCCUCGGCGAGUGCUAA
This is a messenger RNA of Cutaneotrichosporon oleaginosum, 1578 nucleotides long. RefSeq lists its product as uncharacterized. Gene Ontology annotation, biological process: (1->6)-beta-D-glucan biosynthetic process; fungal-type cell wall organization. Gene Ontology annotation, molecular function: glucosidase activity. The record is from RefSeq and is a predicted model, not a curated record. Lineage: Eukaryota; Fungi; Basidiomycota; Tremellomycetes; Trichosporonales; Trichosporonaceae. Gene Ontology annotation, cellular component: endoplasmic reticulum membrane; plasma membrane.